GCACACUGUUUUGUGUUUCCCAUCGGCGAAUAUCUCGAGAAUCAUUCGGUUCCCACCACGGAAAAACAACUCCAAACCCACGUAAACCAAGCCCGCCCAUCUCUUUCGCACCCCCGACUCCUCUCCUUCCCCGUCCGCUCAUCUCCUCCGGGUUUGCGCUCCCACAGCCUCCCCUGCGCUUCGCCGAUCCGCGCCGCCCGUUCUUGGUACGAUGGAGCAGACCUUCAUCAUGAUCAAGCCCGACGGCGUCCAGAGGGGCCUGAUUGGAGACAUCAUCAGUCGGUUCGAGAAGAAAGGAUUCUACCUCAAGGGGAUGAAGUUUAUGAAUGUGGAGAGGUCUUUUGCACAGAAGCACUAUGCUGACCUUUCUGACAAGCCCUUCUUCCCUGGGUUGGUGGAGUACAUCAUUUCUGGUCCUGUUGUUGCAAUGGUGUGGGAGGGGAAAGAUGUUGUGUUGACUGGUCGCAGGAUCAUUGGGGCCACCAGGCCUUGGGAGGCAGCUCCAGGCACCAUCCGUGGUGACUAUGCUGUGGAAGUUGGCAGGAAUGUCAUCCAUGGAAGCGAUUCUGUGGAUAAUGCAAAGAAGGAGAUUGCUCUUUGGUUCCCUGAAGGUGUCGCAGAGUGGAGGAGCAACCUUCAUCCUUGGAUCUACGAGGCUUGAGCUUCGGGGUACUGGAUGCCUGGUUUCCUUCAAACUUGAGUUUUGUCUUCAGACUUUCCUGUUGGCUCUGGCUGUAGAGUCAUACUUAGUGCUUUGUGAUACAUAACAGUCAAAUGUGCCUGAACCUAUAUGGUUUAUGAGUUCGGCCUUUUUGCCUGCUUUGAUGUACUGUGAUUGUCGAACAAGAACAACUGAUGUGAUCUAAAAUAAAAACAAGAAGGCCAGUUUUUGUUAGAAA
Phragmites australis (common reed) is the source of this 899-nucleotide messenger RNA. RefSeq names its product nucleoside diphosphate kinase 1-like. The record is from RefSeq and is a predicted model, not a curated record. The transcript has 4 exons. Gene Ontology annotation, biological process: CTP biosynthetic process; GTP biosynthetic process; UTP biosynthetic process. Bases 212 to 661 code for a protein of 149 amino acids. Gene Ontology annotation, molecular function: nucleoside diphosphate kinase activity. Lineage: Eukaryota; Viridiplantae; Streptophyta; Magnoliopsida; Poales; Poaceae.